This is a messenger RNA of Sabethes cyaneus, 423 nucleotides long. RefSeq lists its product as uncharacterized. The transcript is spliced from 2 exons. The coding region runs from base 42 to 368 and encodes 108 amino acids. NCBI's taxonomy places the organism in Eukaryota, Metazoa, Arthropoda, Insecta, Diptera, Culicidae. The record is from RefSeq and is a predicted model, not a curated record.
AAAUCGUAUUAGAGAACUAUAACUUUGAGCUAAUUUUUAGAAUGAAGGAUUUUGUAGCAAUAACUUUGGCUUUGAUAUGUGCCGUGUUUUUGGUGAGUCUUUGCCAAUGUCACAACGAGCGGGAUGAUGAUUCAAAGCCUGAUCAUAAUUUGGAGGAACUUGAGUUGAUGAUGAAACAGUCUGGCGUACAGAGUCUAGAUGGAUUUUCACGUUUCCGAAGAGAUGCUCAGCAGGUUGGGGGUUCCAAUGGUCAAAAUGGCGAACAGCAGGGUCCUGGUGGUAAUGUUCAGCGAGGACCUCAAGGCCAGGGUCAGCACCAAGGUGGUGGUGGUGCUCCAGGACAGAACGGUCAAAACAGAAAUAAUUAGAGCAACUGGUUGGAAAAGAAACGAAGUAUAAAGAAAAUAAAAAUAAAUAAUAAGA